Molecule: messenger RNA, 675 nt
Organism: Adineta steineri
Lineage: Eukaryota; Metazoa; Rotifera; Eurotatoria; Adinetida; Adinetidae
Source: the annotation of a GenBank genome assembly
AUGACACGAAACGGUACAGUUGCUGCAGUUAUACUACUCGUUUUGGUUGUUGCUGAAAUCAAUGGCAUAACGGCCAAGUCUUUAUUCGAACCACAUGUCAACGAUGCAGAUAAAUAUGAAAAUAUUAAAAAGGUUCGUCUGACUAGAGCUAUCAGGAUUGUUGAUAAAUGUCUAGCUGCAUGUAGAGGAGGUGUAGUAGCUAUGUAUGCAUUCUGUCGAUCGGUGAACAAUAAUACUGUACGUCGAUUUUGCUGGGCCGUUUCUCUUCAUGCAGGCAAACAAUCAACUGCAUUUGACUUUGAGAAACACAUUGACGUUGAUAUUGAAAGUUUUGGUAUUACAUAUUCAACAAUUACAACUAAUGGAGUAUCAAGUUGUCAUUUUAUUUUGAUCGAUGGAGAGUUUGAAGGACAGCAAUUUUCGUAUCUUUCUCACUCUUCGAUUGAAUGUGAAGAAGAAUCGGGUGAUAUUGAUACAACAUUAGCUGAAGACAUAGACCAAAUUGUCGAAAAUUUUGAAGAACAUAAUGAGUCAAAUGAAGGAAGCCAAAUUUUAAUAGAUAAAAUUAAAAUUAAUAAAAUAUUAGUUGGCGAAGGUGUUGAUGAUAACAUAAAUUUAAUUCCAAAAUCGUUGUUGCUCUUGAAUGACAUGGAAUUUAAUACUGCAAAAAAAUGA